GGGAUGAGAGCAGCGGAAGUUUCCGCCCCAGCCCCGCCUCCGCCCCCGGCUCAAGUAAACUGGGUGUUUCCUGCCUCUCUCAGUCCGGAUUUGGAGACUCCGCGUCCUCCGACUUUUCAUGGAAGAGAUGUCAGGAGAAAGUGUGGUGAGCUCAGCGGUGCCAGCAGCUGCUACCCGCACGACUUCCUUCAAGGGUGCCAGUCCCAGCUCUAAGUACGUGAAGCUGAAUGUCGGGGGAGCCCUCUACUACACCACCAUGCAGACGCUAACCAAGCAGGACACCAUGCUGAAAGCCAUGUUCAGUGGGCGCAUGGAAGUGCUCACGGAUAGUGAAGGCUGGAUCCUCAUUGACCGGUGUGGGAAGCACUUUGGUACGAUUCUCAACUACCUUCGAGAUGGGGCUGUCCCCUUGCCUGAGAGCCGCCGGGAGAUCGAGGAGCUGCUAGCAGAAGCCAAGUACUACCUGGUCCAGGGCCUGGUGGAAGAGUGCCAGGCAGCCCUACAACAGAACAAAGAUACUUACGAGCCUUUCUGCAAGGUUCCUGUCAUCACCUCAUCCAAGGAAGAACAGAAACUUAUAGCGACUUCAAAUAAGCCAGCUGUGAAGUUGCUCUACAACAGAAGUAACAACAAAUACUCAUAUACCAGCAAUUCUGACGACAAUAUGUUGAAAAACAUUGAACUGUUUGAUAAGCUGUCUCUGCGUUUUAAUGGAAGGGUCCUCUUCAUAAAGGAUGUCAUUGGGGAUGAAAUCUGCUGCUGGUCCUUCUAUGGUCAGGGCCGCAAGAUUGCUGAGGUGUGUUGUACCUCCAUCGUCUAUGCCACCGAGAAGAAGCAGACCAAGGUUGAGUUCCCUGAAGCCCGUAUUUAUGAGGAGACCCUGAAUAUUCUGCUGUAUGAGGCCCAGGAUGGCCGGGGACCUGACAAUGCGCUCCUGGAGGCCACAGGUGGAGCAGCCGGGCGCUCCCAUCACCUGGAUGAGGACGAGGAGCGGGAGCGAGAGAGGAUCGAGCGUGUGCGGCGAAUCCACAUCAAGCGUCCUGACGACCGGACCCACCUCCACCAGUGAGCAGGCCAGUGGACCCAGCCGCCCUCCUCUUUCCUCCGCCUUCCUCCCCACCCUGCCACACUCAGAUUCCUGCAGGCUUCUGGGCACCUUCAUCUUCCCCUGGAGUCUGAAGAUACUUUUGUAACUAGCCAGAUGAUUAUUUUGAUACUUUUCGACAAGGUGAAUUGCUCCUGCCUUGACCCAGGUGUAUGCACCCCAUAGUUGAACAAGCUAUGUCCAAGGUCUCUGCUUUUCGUGAGAAUCUGGAGCCAGGCUUUCUUGGUUCUCAGAGGAAAAGUAUGAAUGAGCGUGAAACGUACGUGAGAACUUCGUUUGCAGUAUUUAUUUUUGUGGGUGCUGAGUCCCUAUUAGGGCUUCUUGAGUGACACUCCCUUAAGGUUUCAGUUUGACAAUUCUGAGAGGGGCUCUCCAGGUGGUGGCCACUAGAGGUGUCUGAGCUUUGUAUUUCCUAAACUUUUAGCCUCAGCUGACUGGUUCCUGGUUCCUGUACCUUCUGCCUGGGCACAAUCUCCAUGACUUUCCUGGGAAUCCAUUCUGCAACAUGGUUCUGUCCCUAGGGCUUAUUGAUAAAUAGUUUCAGCUUGUGGCUGUGAAAAUGAGGCCCAAUGAGGGCCACUGCUUCUAACGAGUUUAUUUUAAUACAUCUUUGGGUGUAAAAUAUUUGCUGCCUUGGCUGACUUUUGGUCUGGUGCUUGCUGGGACGACAGCACGCCUGGCAAGGAGUAGAGCUUUCUUUGGCAGUGAGUGCCCAGCUCUCUUCCCAUCUCCUGCCCCUUCCACUUGCUGUCCUUGUCGACCCACUCCAAUCCUCCAAGGCCGCCUGACCAGCUGCAGGUGAAACCUGCACACUGCCGCUCCACAGCGCCUACUCCUUUCUCCUGGGCCGCCUUCCCGUUACUGUAGACUUGCUUCAGCAGGUGGGUGCCUUGCCCUUUGCUCAGGAACUCGGUGCGGCCCCAGACUUAGUUCUACCAGCCAGACACCCCUCACCCACCAGCCCGAGGGAGCUUGCCUGUGCACACAGCAGUCACCUGGAGAUCCCUUCUCGUUUUGUCUCUGAUUUCUAUGCAGAAUAGAGUGGCCAUCAGUGAACAGGUUGAGAGGAUGUACGGAUACCUUUGGGUCUGGUUUGUGUCCAUGUUCAUAUUUGUUUAGGGAAUGUGUGUGACUGUUAGUGAGGAUGUGUGUUUGUGGGGCACAGGUGGCCCGAGCUGGAGCCUGCCGUGCAUGGUGCUCAUUAGGACAGAUGUUCUCAGUUACCUACCUCCCAGCCUCCUCUGCACCUGCACAGGAGCAGAAGUGAAUUAUGACUGACGUGGGUGGUUGAGACUAGACUAGGUAGAAUAGUUAUAAGAAGGUAUGAGUAUGUGUCAGGUAAGGGAUGGUUUGCUUGCAAGGAAUCAUUACUGUUUUAUACCAAAGGUAUUAACAUGGGCAGCCUUUCACACCUGUAUCCAAAAAACGAGUUUCUCUUUUGCAACGGUUUUUACAGCUUAGACUUUGUACCUGUGACAGUCGUCUGCCUUUCUUUUGUAUCCAGCAGCAAAGCCUACAUUAUUUAAAACUUUAAAACAAUCAAGACCGAACCUGAAAACGAGGUAUUGGGUAGAUGCUUUUUAAACUGUCGUGUGGGAAACUUUUAUAUGAGGCUAUUUGGGUUUUAUUAAGGCUAAGGAAAGGGAGCUUACAAAAUAAUGUUUCGUAAGUAUUUUAUACUGUUUAGGUUUUAAACGUCAACCCUGCCGUCUGGGUUAAACUUUUUAAAGUUAAAGUGAAUGUCAGUUCUGAUGUUUUCUGUUGGAAUGGAAAAGCCAUUGUGUAAAUUGUGCUUUUUAAGUGUCUGUGUGACUAAGUUUGUGAAACAAUCGACUUGUUCCGGCUUUCAUGUACGUAUGCCUUAUGUAUGACUUGCCGUUGCUGGCAGCUCUUGGUACCUUUACUUUCCUUCAACUUUGCACCUGUAAGUUUGCAUCUCUGCCUCCCAGGGAUUCAAACAGGUUUGUAAACAUUCCGUGGUGAAUGAUUUCGUCAGCUGCAUCUAGCCAGGAGCUGACAGACAAGUGUUGGCUGGUCCAAGCUCUGCCAUCAAAUAGACUGUACAAGGAAAGGAACUGACUUUUCACAUGUUAGCACUAAGAGCAAAAGUCAAGAUUUUUAUUUAUGAACCAUCUAAAUAAACACUGGCGUAAGCUUUGCUGCAGAGCAAGGUUUUAUUUUGCUAUAAGAGCUUACAGUUAAAAAUUGGAACAGCUUUUGCUCCAUGGUAAUCAAGCACAGUCUUUGUUUUGAGUAAGUCUUCUGAGGGUGGUGACAGGGGUCCGAGCAGCGCCUGCGCACCCUUCCUGCUGCCUUCUUAUGGUGGACGUGCAGGUUGACCUCUGCAGGUCCCCAGUCCCCGCGUAGGUGUUCGCCUGGACCUUACAGUUGCUGUUCAGGACCUACGCGUGCCACCCCCUCUCCCGGGUUACCUUUAGGGCUUCACUCUAAGACACUGUAACACUUUCAAGUGCAUCGUUAACCUUUCCGUCUCCCUGUGCUAUGAAGACAAUGCUGUCAGUUUUAAGAGUAGUCACUGUUUUUCUCUUGUAUAAGCGUUCGUAAACAUUUGUAAAAUAAAAAUUAUGCCAUGCUUCUGGUCAAA
Cavia porcellus (domestic guinea pig) is the source of this 3710-nucleotide messenger RNA. RefSeq names its product potassium channel tetramerization domain containing 10 (gene Kctd10). Bases 119 to 1069 code for a protein of 316 amino acids. Gene Ontology annotation, cellular component: Cul3-RING ubiquitin ligase complex. Gene Ontology annotation, molecular function: ubiquitin-protein transferase activity; protein binding. Lineage: Eukaryota; Metazoa; Chordata; Mammalia; Rodentia; Caviidae. The record is from RefSeq and is a predicted model, not a curated record. Gene Ontology annotation, biological process: protein homooligomerization; negative regulation of Rho protein signal transduction; protein ubiquitination. The transcript is spliced from 7 exons.